Molecule: messenger RNA, 10987 nt
Organism: Dermacentor andersoni
Lineage: Eukaryota; Metazoa; Arthropoda; Arachnida; Ixodida; Ixodidae
Product: phagosome assembly factor 1
Biological process (GO): Golgi to plasma membrane protein transport
Cellular component (GO): trans-Golgi network
Source: RefSeq, a predicted model, not a curated record
CAAAAGGCGAGCCAACAUGGCGACCCAUAGCGCGGACAAAGAGUGAACGGCUGCGGAAUCGCUGCUUUGUUUUCAGUUCUCUCACCCCUUCACUUCUGAACUCGUCGUCGCGUUACCGCAGCUGAUGCGGUACUAGAGGAGUCGUGCGUGCACUUCGCAGCAGCAGCAGCACGCGUUAAAAAGCCUUCAAGGCGCCUUCAUCAUGCUCGAGCUCGACGUCGUUCCCGAGAAGUCGCUAGGCAAUGAAAGCUGGGAGCUGGUUCUCGGCAUGGCAUUUAGCCAGGUGGUCCACAUAUUGCAACAGCAAUUCCGCAUCAUCAAGGGUGUCCAGAUUAUCUACAAUGAACAGUGCCCACUGGAUAGUGAUCUCGUGAUCCUCCUGUCAGAGGAUGGGAUCCGGCUCAGCUUCGACUCAAGCUCGCAGAGGCUAAAGGUGAUAGAAGUCACCGACAUGUCGAAGGUCAAGUUGACAUAUUGUGGGAGCACUUUCUGCUCGCCCGAGGUGUUGCCCACCAGACAGCAAAUUGACGACUGCUUCGGCGCCACCCACCCCGGAGAGUAUGAUGCCAGCCAGCAGAUGUUUGUGCUGCACUUCCGGGGUUUGUCCUUCUCGUUCUUGGCUGACCCCAAGUGCAAGUUGGACACGGCGCUUGGCUCCUCCCCCACGGGGCAGCUGCCCAAUGGCAGCUCGCCACUGGUCUCCCGCAUGGCCAUCUACUACGGAAACAGCCUCACCGACACCAGGCCUCCCCCCUUGCCUCUGUGCUGUUUCGGCAACCAGAGCUUCCUUGAGGCACUGGAGGUGCUUCGGGAAGGGGACACGACCCUGGGUGUCCGGCUCACCCUGCUCACCGAAGCGUACGAGACGUCUCGGCUCUCUGGGCCGAUCCAGAAGAAGUUGACACGGUGUGUGUACUUCGGUGACUCCGUUCAGGACGUGGUGUGGGCCCUGGGCUCCCCAAACAAGGUGUUCUACAAGGAGGAGGACAAGAUGAAGAUCCAUGCCCAGGACUCUCACAGGCUGCUGGCCGCCAGGGCCUCUGACUACUUCUACAACUACUUCACCCUCGGCAUGGAUGUGCUGUUUGAUGCCCAGCGGCACGUGGUGAAAAAGAUAGUCUUGCAGAGCAACUACCCAGGCCACUUCAACUUUCAGCAAUACUACCGGUGCCCAUUUCGGCUGAGGUUGCGCCUCCCUCCUACACCCGAGCAGCGCCGGGCCACCCUGGUUGAUGUGGCCGACGAGGAUGAGGGACACGCGGUCACUGCCUUCACCAAGUGGGACGAGCUCCAAGAGCGCCUGGUCAAAGCAUCCGAGCGCCCAGUUGUCUUGAACAGAACCUCCUCGACAAACACCACCAAUCCAUUUGGAUCUACCUACUGCUAUGGAUACCAGGACAUCAUCUUCGAGGUGAUGCGGAACAAGCACAUAGCGUCAGUGACGCUCUACCAGCGCAACGGCCGACUACACAGGGCCAAGGGCACGGCCUCAUGACACCACCUCCCUCGCACAUCGUCUUUGGCGCACAUCUCCACUAGUCACCACAAUGCCGCUCCUUCUCCGCCGCCCAGCCCGCCUCCCUUCUUCCGCCUCUUGCCACAGCAGCAGCAGCCACCGCCGUUGUCGUCGUUGCGUGAACCCCCACCCCGUCGCUCACCUCCGGGACUCUGAGCACCCGCAGGGUCGUUGUGUGUGUGGCAUGUUUGUGUGGAUGACGGUGCCAUUCGGUUAAGGGUAGAUGGAAGCUUGCGGGAACCCAGGCCAGCGUUUCAUGAAAAGUGAAAGAGAGCAAGAACCAUGAUGGUGCACAGAUGUGUGGUGUGUAGUAUUGUUAUUUUCUUAUUAAUAUUGUAAUUGCCUUUCUUUCUUUAUCCGCGCAUUGGGAGCGUUGCAGUUUGGCAGCUGUAGAUAGCACAAGGUGAUGAAUGAAUGCUGCUCGUCGUCUUGGAGGAGCUGCUCGAAUUCUCAAAUACACUUGUGGAUUUCGUUGGCAUUUUUGCCAAAUGUUACGAGCCCAAAUCUACCAGUGGAAAAUUUUGCGCUCCUCACUGAAUCGCAGCAGAAGUUGCCAUGCGCAGCCAACAGAAUGCGGUCGGCGGAACAUUUGGUUCAAUCCCCUUCCCGACAGUCUUGCGAGAAAUGCAACGAUUUGCUGUGCAGCGAGCCAAUUGGAAACAACCAGUGAGAUACGCUGGAAUUGGCUUUCUCUUUCUCUCUGUCCACUUUUGUGCAGCAAUUUUUUUUUUUUUUUUGCAAAGUCUUUUUUCUCAAGGUUUAAGGACAGCUGUGCGAUGCUUCUUUGUUGCAUAAUGGUUCUCUGUGAAGAACAGGUGCUAAAGGUGUGAGAAGCCUUUAAAAGAAGAAAAAGAAGAACUUUAGGGUUUCAGGAAGUGCAUACUUGCAUGUGACACCGUCAACAAAGCUCUUAAAUGUUCACAGCAGGACCUAAAGACAGCUUAGUGAGAGAAAAGGCAAACUGUAAGGUUUUAUGUCUGCAGUGCUGACGCUAUGUGAAAAAGCGGCCAUGUUGCGGCGAUUGCUUUGAAAUUCUGUGAGAGUCGCGAGCUGUGCACAUGUGUGUGUCGCUGCUCAUAGCAAGUCCUGAAUGCUGGAAGCAUGGCACUCUAGUGUUCAGACGUGACUUCGGAACUGAGACAAACACUAUGUGUACUGAGCUCAGUCGAGUUGGUAAUGAUAAUACCUAACCUUUGUUGUCAUAUUAUUUUACGUGCAAGGUAUUGUGUCUUGCCAAAGCAAAGAAGUGCUUUGGGCGUGCAUGCAAAGUGGUUGACCAGUGCCUGUACCAAAAAAUAGGGCAAUUAAAAUUCUCGAAAUUAAACAAAGAAAGGAAGUGCGAGGAAAUAGAUUUCAAUCCAGCCUCCAGAAAGAAAACAAUAAUGAAGCAACACAGGUCGUCCCGGAAUUACAGCUUGAGAGACUAUGAAAAAGACGUAAUUAGUAAUGGAAAACCAUACCAGUUGACAAAUACCUUACAUAGCGUCUGUCACACUAUGUGAUGCCUCGAGAAGAUAGGCACACGUUACUUCUCAUCUUUUUGAAAUUCUUGCAUUUCCACAGUGGGCUAAACAACUGGCUUUGCUAGCACGAGACAGGAUACAGAAACAAUUGCAGUGCCCCCUGGAUAGCACUGGUUUCCCUAUACAGAACAGUGUUGGUUUGAUUGAGAGGGCUUGGGACAGUGUAUCGUGGGCUCCGGCCUGUGCAACUUUGUAACAAAGGCUCCCUGGUAAACGUUGUCACAACCUCUAUGCAUUUGUAAGUGCAUGCGAGCCGUUGUUUGAAAGCACCAGGGAGUGCUGCGGCACAUGCAUUUGUUCCCUAGCAUGCAGCAUUGUCUGUAAACAAUCUAUUCUCGGGCCUCGUAAGAAAGAAGGCGGGCAAACAAGCUGUGUGAGGUUGCAAGUAGUUUCUGUGCAAGCCAAACAGGUCCCAGUUAAGAUAUGUAAGGAAGAAAUUAGCUUGCAGGCACGAUUAGUACACGAACAUGUUGUGCUGCUUGGUAGAGGACAGACAGUGUAAGAAUAGCAGGAAGGGUUAAGCUCAAACUACUGACGGGUGUAUCCUAGCUCUCUGUGUCACUGCAUCACAGCUGGGGUCGUGUGAUACACACACAAAAACAAUUUUAAUUGCAUGGCCAGUAAACAAAACCUUGGCAUACAUCACAGAUGUAUGCAUAUCCGAGCAACUCGUACAUUGAAGACAGUGACGCUGUAUAAGGGAGUUGUGCUGCCUCGUGAAAGUGCUAGGAGUCUCGUUUGCCACUGCCUGAAAUCUACCCAAGACUUUGGAAACACUUUACUUUGAACUUUGAAGAUUUGAACUUAGCACUCCUAUGCUUUCAGCUACAUUCGGUGCAUCUUCCUGUGUGCUGUGUACCCACACUGGCAUCCAGCUGCAUGUACCAACAGCAUGGUAGGACUGCACUGCUGGCUGCCUUUAGUGAUAGCCCAUCACUGAAGCUGGCAUUUGGUGUGCAUUCUCGGUGACAUUAUUGUAACGGGGCUUCGACCGAGGCUACAUUGAUAGCUGUUCGCCGACUGACAUUCGAUGCUCACCACGCUGUCGCGCACCGUCCCCCGCCGCCGCGGCCCCCUAACGGAAACGGUUGUGGAACCCCCCUUAACAGCUUCGUUGUAAAAAAGAAACGUGCGACUUGAAUUUUUUCUGUGCCAAGCAGUUGUGAAAAACCAAACCUGAUUGAUGUCUUGGUGAAUCUGUUACACAUUGAUGUGUUCGUUUGCAUGUGUUGGCAGUAUUGUCAACGUAACGUGUAAGCCAGGUGGCAGGGAGAGCUAUCGCGCAGCAUUGACGUCAACGCUGAAUGGUGCAUGAUCUAAACCAUGUUCAGCUCGUAGAAACCGCACACAUCUGUUGGUGUUGUGCAGCAGUGAUACCUCGUGACUAAAGUGCAGAAGUUGUUAGGGCUUGAUAAAGCUAAGGCAGGUCGUUAGCAUUAGCACACCCAUGCCAAGAAUGGCAUUGCUGCUUUGAGAGAAAGGACGAGAGUGCAUUGAAAGCGUUGCAUAGAACUGGCACAUUGUCAAGGGUUGUCCAAGGGGCAUGUUGAAUGAAAGUUUAGGGUUAAUAACCGACUGUGGUCACGAUAUGAAGAGGUAGUCGUAGGGGUGGGGGCUUGCUGAGUAAUUAUGUGGGCAUUGUGUUUGAGCUGCGAUACAAAAAAAGAAAGUUGCUUGGCGCACUGCUUGACUCGGGGUUGCCGCAACGCUGCCUCAUUUUGGCUGUGUCACACGACCCUAGCAUUGGUGCACUGAUACAGAGAGCUAGGAUCCUUCACCUGCUGAUAUUUGGGGCCUAACCGUCGUGCCCUUGUCGUACUGUCUGUCUUAUGUGCCAUGCAGCCCAUUGUGUUUGUGCUCAGUAACCAACUAGGCCAAACAUCUGCGCAGAAUUGGCACGGUUAUGACGACCUUGCACCCUGAACUAAUCGUAGCAAUAGCCGUAGUGAGAGGCAAAGCAAAUGCCUGCAUGCAAGUUUGGAAAAAGUUUAUUUUAUGAAUACCACAUAGAGGAGGGAGAGUCACAUGCGUGGGACUUAUUCAAACGCAGAACCUCCUUUUCCAUCCUUGAAGCAAACUCUAAUAUUUCAGUCUGUCUUUCACUUUGAGUCAGCUUUGAAUAGGUUGGAGCAAUCUUCCAUGGAGUGAAUCGUUAAACUUAUACUGCUUCAUUCGGACCACAGCUUCAUACGGGCACACUGAGUCAUACCAUUAGGUUGCACACCAGUUUAUGUAGCAGGAUAAUGUUCCGAUAUACAUCGUUGUGUUCUGACCAGGCUUACCUGGCAUUUCUUCUUAAACAGAUUCAUAACCAAAUGUGAGCUAUGACAUGUGUUUUUUCUAGAAUUGUCAUGGUUAUCUUAUGGGAUUGUCUUAAAAUGUAAUUUUUUAUCUUGCAGAGGUGGAAAAUGCCUGGCAGAAGUGUGCGCUCUUAUUACUUUACUAUGAGAGCAUUAUGUUGGCUUAAUUUGCGAGAGUGAUUACGUUGCUUUGCUGGGCCUUAAGGAGUCAUUAAAGAGGGACACAGAUUUUUUAUUUUUUUGGAUGAUAGACCAUAUUCUUUCUAAAGCAUUUGCAUUUCUGUGGUGGAGAGAUGUUCAUUACUAGCAGACAAACUGGAGAGCCAAACUUUCUUAAUUCCAUGUCCACACUGAAGGGCUCAUUAGUGACAUCACAGAUAUUGAUGUAGUAGCACACGUGCUACUGGAUUUGGGCCAUUCGUGUGCAGGAGAUGUUUCCAAGGUUGCCAAGCUGAAUCUUUGCUUAUUUUUGUGCACAGUGCACAUAAUCUCUCUUAGUUGAUAGAACCGGCCACUCCCAAGUAGACCCUGUCGACGUCGACGGCAUUAGGAGAGCUAUCUUAGCCACUGCAGGGAGGGCAUCACCUUUGAUCAUUCAUCAUUUCUGGCCUAUCAAACCUAUGGAUCUGAAUUGACCUAUCUCUCCCUCUCUCAUUUCUCUUGAGACUGAUAUAGAAGUUAAUCAUUCUGUUAAAACAUGGUGGUAAAAAAUGCAGUGGCAUUAAUUGUACAGCCUGUGAUAUCGGUGCGCAAAGGUCGGGGGCAAGGAGGAGGCGUUUUGUUUUCAGAAUUCGUGUCACCUUGUCUGCGGUGUGAUCAUACUGAAAUGUUUGAAAGGCUGCUUUGUGUUGGUCCGUUUUAUGAGUGCAGUUGCAUGCUAGGUGAAAAAAAUGGCAUGAAUAGCUCAAAGCAUCACCGAAGAUGCCAGCUUAGAGCACACCAUUUGUCCCUAGGCUUGUUUCAUAGGCUGAGUGGUUUUGAGCACCCUACUGAGAGAUUAAUAUGGAAGCAAUGAGCUGCAUUUUCAUUCAGUCACUUCAUUGAGAGAUGCCCACGCGCAGCGACACAUAUUCAUUCACGGCAAGGUGUUAGUUUCCUUUUUGUCGAUGCACUUGACACCGAUGUGUCAAUUAAUGUUGAAGAAGUUGGGCUGGCUUGUUGGCUGUCACAGAUAGAAAGAGCACAGAAACUGGAUGAGUAGAAAAUCACAGAACAGUUGUUGCAUACUUUCACUGUACUCUCAAACUUAUUGGAAUUGCAGCGCUUCGUGUGCGUCUCGUUUGUGCCAGAACUUUUGUCCUCGUCUGUUGCUGCAUUUACAAAAAACAUAUUGCCCAACCGAAACCCAUGAUUGGUCGCCACGACAGUUGUCUUGCUUCCCUGCCCAUUGCUAUCACAUCGAGGGUGAUCGAACACAGGCCACUGAGGAAGUGCUCCUGCAUGAAAGAGCGUUUUGUGCAUAUGGACCACGAUUUCAGCGCAGUUUCUUUUUACCCACCCCACAUAUUGUAUCACACAUUCUUCAUGCACUCGCCACGUCUCUGCGAGAAGUGUCGGGAGAAAGUGUGCAUUGGAGGGUAAUUUGUUUGCACCUCUAGUUCUUCGUUGAUCGGAGGCAUCUUUCUAUUCCUCGUGCCUGUAGGGAGCUGACUUAAGACCACGGAGAAGCCGAGAUGCAGCAUUAAAGCUUAACAAGCAAGUCUUGUUUUAUCAUCAUAUCAAGAACAGUGGAUGCAAGGACGUGGAGUUGUUGCAUGACUGCUCCUGUCAUCAGUUCUAUGUUCCUGCUAUCCAUUUUCCGUUUUAUGGUGCUGGUUCAACGUGUUGAGCCAACUAGCGCACCAACUCGUGCUGAGCAAGUCCUGGGCACAGUGGUGCUGAUGUUGCCAUUUGUUGUGGGUUCCACAUUGCUGGACAUCUCCUUGGCCACCCAACCUUUUCACUUGUGGAGGCAAUGGUAACGUGGGUGCCAAUUUGCAAAGCCGCGGGCAGGCUGGUGUGGAAUCCUUGCCAACUUCUUCAUUCCCUAUAGAAAGACUGACGUUUGGCCGAGUUGGUACUGGUUUAACAUCUUGAAGGGGCAGAGCAAGAUGACAGAAAGCAGGAACACACAGGACAGCGCUGAAAUCACAACUAACUUUAUUCGAAGGCAUACACGAACUUAUGUACUACAACCAACAGCCACAUGCUCUCCCAUCGAUGGCGUCAUUAUCAGUGCGCAGGCAAAAACGCAAAAUCCUGCAAUCUAAUGCUACACUAUGAGGCAGCUUCAAAAUUGAAAUUCGCUGUCAUACAAAUUUAAUGAUCUGUAAGCAUGCCAUCGUUAAAUUUGUAUGACAGUGAAUUUGAAUUUUUAAGCCGCCUCAUAGCGUAGCAUUAGAUUGCAGGAUUUUGCGUUUUUUCCUGCGCACUGAUAAUGACGCCAUCGAUAGGAGAGCACGUGGCUAUGGGUUGUAGUACAUAAGUUUGUGUAUGCCUUUGAAUAAAGUUAGUUGUGAGUUCAGCGCUGUCCUCUGUGUUCCUGCCUUCUGUCUUCGUCGUCUUGCGCUGCCCCUUCAAGAUGUUCUCCAUUCCCUGCACAGGAAUAUUUUUGUGAUCGUUAAUGAAGUGGUAACGCUGAAAGCACGUGUUGCCCAUGUUGAUGUAAUACCACAUUUACUCAAUCAUAAUGUACCUUGUAAUGCGCGCAUCUAAUUUACGUGGCCAGGAGAGAGGAAAAUGCAACUUCUUUAAUAGUUAUGCACAAUAUUUUAUUUCCCAUUCUAUCCAGCUGCCUGGGUUAUGUGCAAAGGCACCAUGUACGUGUGCGUGAAUAAUACCUGUCAGUUGAUCGAAGUUUCGCAGUAAAUACUCUUCUGCGAGCACUUACGGAAAUUCACCAAUGGCCGUUAUUUGCAAUCAUGUCGCGAAAAAAAGAAAAAAAAUAGUACACCCUGAUUGGCCACCAACUUCCCCCUGAGCCUACUGUGCGCAGCACCACAAGUCCACCCCCUCUACGCUCUGAUUGGUCACUGCCUUCCUCCUCUACACCUGUGCUGCCAGCAGUGACAGUGCCUCCAAAUGCUCGGCGAUUACCACUAGAGCAAUUCGACUGUAUCAACUUCAUUGAAACCUGCUACAGCAAGCGUACACAGUAUUAGCAUCUCCAUUUAGCCCACUAGUUCAACAAAGCAUGUCUAGGUUCUUCAGGUGCUUCAGGUACUAUAUAAACGUUCUUCGCUGCAUGGUUUUUGGCACAGCAGUCAUUUUUGGCGAUCUUCUUUGCAAUGAUAUCUGCUUACUGUCUUAGGUGUCGACGAGAAGUGCCUGAUUAUUUUCAAGCAGGCCUGCAUGUCUCCCUUCUGGCUGAAACUCUUAGCCGAGGUAUCGAUAAGAAAAAAGAAUUCGGCAUGCCACGCAGCAACUUUGUGCAGUUGCUCAUCGCAGACAGCAAACAGGUGCCAGCAAUGCUUUCUCUCGGCACAUUGCUGGUAUGCAAUUGCCCUGUUCACCGUGAUCGGGGCUGCAGGCAAAGGGCUUCACCUACAGCUCACACCACGCUACACCGUAGAGAGUGGGCAGGUUUGUCAUCAAGGUUGCGAAAGACAUUCAUUCACUGUAAAAAUGCUAUGCGCACAUCGAAGCUCCCACACGCAUCAUCGUGCUUGCGACAAUGCCAGUGCGUACGCGACGGCACUAUUUUGCAUGCGGCAACAGCAACUACUCCAGGAGAUAGGUCUGACCGUGACACAACUAGUGUAGGGGAGCCUCAUUCUCGCACCCUACUAUAUGCGCACGUACGCUUAAGUUUUUUUUUCCCCAUUUUUCAGGGAUGCAGGUGAGCACUACAAUUGAGUAAAUGUGGUAAUGCAAGCUUCCUUGUAUUUGUCCUGUAUACGUGUGUACACUAGUUUUCAGCACCUCUGCCAUCCGAGUGUGCAGAUCUCACAGGUAUUGAUUUGGCUUGAAGAAAAGCACAUUGUUAUUAUUGUUGUUUAAAAAUUGAGCGCAGUGUAGUUCACAUGCUUUUUAUUGUAAUUGUAUUACUCUCACCUGUGCACCAGUGUUUACCGACAGUGCUGAACAGGCUUUUACUUGCAGUUUUGUAUCAUCCGACAUGCAUAUGUGUGUGUUGGGGGGGGGGGGGGGGGUGAGAAUUGUCACUUUUGUGCAACGUGACUUUCUUUUAUUAUUGUGCUGAUAGGGUGUGUUGUCAGAAAGGAGUGACGAAUGUCUUUUUAUGGCUUGACCAUAUUGUCUGCUCGGACAUGUGGAACUAGCUGGAUUCUUGCACUGUCACUCUCGUGUAACCUUUCACAUUUAAUGCCAUACAGCUCCUUGAAGUGUGUCAUUGCAGAUGUCGCAUUUUUAGGUUUCCCACAGCUUUUCAUUGCUUCCAUAGUCUGCUGUGCAGUUUACUGUUGAAGCUCUCUUUAAUACCAUUCUAGCGGUAUGGGGUGAUUUACAUAAGAUGCUAUGUAUCUUCAUGGUGCUUGGGUCAUAUUGAUAAUGGCAUGCUACGCUUAAAAUGACAUGUGCCAACAUUGCGUUUUGUGAUAAAGGACAUCCGAUACUGCACUCAGAAAAAUGAAGCUUUGCUUUACUUCUUGUCACACGAGAAAAGAAAAAAAGAAGAAAAAAGCAUGAUGAUAACUUGUUUAGUGUGCGAGGUUUAUGUACACCUGUGUGUAGUAUUUAAGAGUGCUUGUUUUUUAACCAAAAACACAACUUUCUGGUGUAUGAACGUUUUAACAGUUGUGAGGCACAUAUUUGUGCAAGUGCUUUUUGUUUCGUCGAGCUUUAAUAUGGCCGGCUGCUGUCUAGUGACAGCUUUUUGUGUUUUUAUUCUUUGGUUUGAUGUAUCGUUUUAGAACAUUGCAUGGAUGUAUGCGUCGACAAAGCCGCCGUGUGCCCUGUGUGAAUGAGAAGGCACAUUGCCGUGAUAGAACACAGAUUACAUUAGUUGUGUUCGCAGCUGGUGUUGUAACGACGCUGGUGUUGUAACGCGACAUGUCUUUUCUGAGCCCUUCACCACACCACCUUUUAUUCUCUGCUUGUUUGUGUGGAGCCCUAUGACGUAUGUGCAAGCGUGUCAACGUGACUGGCCUGUAAUUUUUCCUCUUGUGCCAGGCGCGUUGAUGUGUGGCUUCUUAUGUGUGUUGAGUGCACAGAGUGAGCCCCUCACUGUCUACAGCUGCUUGGCGCGGUACCUAACUUUGCAUCAGUAGGGUAGCUCUCUCUGAGCGCCGAGUGAAUUGUACCAUUUGGGGAUGUGUGUGUGUAUUUUUCUGUAACUUUAUUUGUGACUUUGGUGGUGCCUGGCAAAAAACAUGUCGAUACUUUUCCUUUGUUUAGACAUUAAAGAUGGUACUUUUAGCGUCUUUUAAUGUCCUUGUGUUGAGGCUACCGAACUGUUAAUGCCUCGAGUUACAUGUUCAGUCUGUGCAUCAUCUGAACGUGAGGAACAAAUUCACAUGUGCGUGUCAAGAGACUAAGUGGCGACAUUUCCCGGAAGUGUGCCGGUGUUUCUGAUAUGUUUCCUGGUCGUGCGCUGUGUAUUUGUACGUAUCUUGUACUCUACUGCAUAGCCUGUGACCAGUUGCACUGGAAAGUAAAAAGAAAAAAAAAGAAGAAAAGGAAAUUGUCUGUAAUAAACACCAAUUGGAUAA